AUGGGCGGGCCGCCCUUCCCCCCCUGCCGACUCCGGCGUGGCCGCACCGGCGGCUCCGCACGGUGGCCCCCGCCCGGGAGCGCUGCCGGGCGCUCCGCCUGCGGGGGCGCCCGUGCCCAACAGGGGCGCGGCAGCUGGCGGAGGAGAAGUGCGGCCGUGGCCAUCGUCGUG
Prorocentrum cordatum is the source of this 171-nucleotide messenger RNA. The record is from the annotation of a GenBank genome assembly. NCBI's taxonomy places the organism in Eukaryota, Dinophyceae, Prorocentrales, Prorocentraceae.